AUCCUUCGAAUAGAAAACAUGAGUGGAUUUCCAGAAAAGAAGUGGAUGGAUAAGAAAAAGAAAGAACGGACAAUGGCGGUAAAAAGCUGGCCACAGGUACUGGCAGAACAGAGAUGGGCCCGUGAGAUGCAGAGGGCACAGAAGGAUGCUGAAACGAGGCGUAAAAUUCAAAGGUGGAUCGACCUGAAAAACACCUUAAAUAAGCCGCGUGAAAAGAGGCUGGCAGAGCUGAGGGAAGCUGAGAAAAGGCUGGAAGAAGACCGUCAGGACAUGCAGAGGCAGGAGAGGUGGAGAGAGUGGAGGCAGAAGGAGAGAGAGCUGUGGGAGGCAGAGCAGAGACGGAAAGAGCAGGAGCUCAACUCUAAGAACAAACUGCAGGAGACCAAGACACCUCUACCUCCACCUCAACCAAGACAGUCUCCUACCAUCUUGGAGGAGUUGAAGAUGUUGGAUGAACUGCUUGAGGAGAUGGCAGACAUACUGCCUUCAAUGUCCCCCAUCCAUCAGCCAGUCUAUCCAACCCCCACACCCCUCCCACUGUGUAAAGAAGGAGCAUACUUGGGCCUCACCACCACCAAACCCAUGGACGCUCAGGCCAGGCAUCCCCACGGGGUCAAGCAUCCCACCUGCAUACUUCUUCCAGAGGACACUCAAAUCUACACCCACCCCUUGGCCAACCAGGAGGAAGGAUUAGAGAGUGGACUGGCGAAGAUGCAAGUACUGGAGGCAUCUGUUGAGGAGAGUUCCAACAGUGCCAUAUUGAUGAAAAUGGAGAAUGAGAUAAAGGCUGAGGAGGGAAAAGCAGCAAAGAAAGAGUGGGAGUUCAUAAAAAAGCAGAAGAAAGCAGAAAAGCUGGUGCAGGAGAAGAUGGAGAAGAAACAGAGGAAGCAGCUGGAGCAGGCAGAAAAAAGAAACAUGGAGAUUCAAACCAAGCUAGAGAAUGAAAUACGCAAAAUGAAAGCUCUAGAAAGGAAAGAGAAUCAAAGGUUAGCAGAAGAGCAAAGAAAGGAAAUGAAGAAGAAAGAAAAGGAAGAGAAAAAGGCAGAAAGAGGACAAUUGGAAAUGGUGUCUUUGCCAAAACGUGGCUUCUUCGAGAAGAUAAAGAGGGCCUUUCAUUUCCACUGAUAAGAAAGACUUUUCAUCUGCGGUAACACCAACCGUGACAAACAUCAGGGACUGCCCUCUUUUCUGUCAUCACCAUGUAAGCAAGGGUUUUUCUGCUGCGGACCCUUCCAAACCAGAAAGUUAAACGUCUACAACUUUGCUGUCAUUUGGAUCACUGGCACACUUGAAGUUGAAGCUCUGUGAAGAACCGUUAUAGAAGUUGUGUAGUAGUAUUAGUAGUAUUAGUAGUAGUAGUAGUAGUAGUAGUAGUAGUAG
Molecule: messenger RNA, 1380 nt
Organism: Hypomesus transpacificus
Lineage: Eukaryota; Metazoa; Chordata; Actinopteri; Osmeriformes; Osmeridae
Product: DNA ligase 1-like
Exons: 3
Coding region: 19-1125 (368 amino acids)
Source: RefSeq, a predicted model, not a curated record